This is a messenger RNA of Paracoccidioides brasiliensis Pb18, 717 nucleotides long. RefSeq names its product riboflavin synthase, alpha subunit. Gene Ontology annotation, biological process: riboflavin biosynthetic process. Gene Ontology annotation, molecular function: riboflavin synthase activity. The transcript is spliced from 3 exons. Bases 1 to 717 code for a protein of 238 amino acids. The record is from RefSeq and is a predicted model, not a curated record.
AUGUUCACAGGCUUGGUUGAGAAGAUCGGCACGGUCACAUCGCUUGAAGCUCAAGAUGAGACCGCCAGUGGAGGCGGAGGCACUUCGUUGACGAUAUCCGAUUGCGAGGAAAUACUCAUAGAUUGCCAUUUGGGUGACAGCAUAUGCGUCAAUGGAACAUGCCUCACCGUCACCGCCUUCGAUAAAUCCUCCUUCAAAGUCGGCAUCGCCCCUGAAACACUCCGCCGUACAAACUUGGGCUCUCUCACCAAGGGGUCUGGCGUCAACUUGGAGCGCUCAGUCACUGCCUCGACGCGGAUAGGCGGUCACUUUGUCCAGGGCCAUGUCGAUACAACCGCGAAGAUACUUUCGGUCACGCCAGAUGGCAAUGCAUUGACUUUCCGCCUCCAGCCACGAGAUAAGGGGGUACUGAGAUACGUUGUUGAGAAGGGAUAUGUUACCUUGGAUGGCGCAAGUCUGACCGCGACCAAAGUGCUGGAUGGCGAAGAGGGGUGGUUUGAGAUUAUGCUGAUUGCCUAUACCCAAGAGAAGGUUGUGACUGCUAAGAAGAAGCCUGGGGAUGAGGUCAAUGUUGAGAUUGACAUUGUUGGGAAGUACGUUGAGAGGAGUGUUCAAUGCUACUUUGAAAGACAGGGGGAUGGGAAUGAUUUUGCAAUCCUGGAGAAGAUGGUGGGAAGGCUUGUGGACGAAAAGUUACGGAGGACAUCAGCGUCUUAA